This is a messenger RNA of Sycon ciliatum, 4886 nucleotides long. RefSeq names its product myotubularin-related protein 3-like. NCBI's taxonomy places the organism in Eukaryota, Metazoa, Porifera, Calcarea, Leucosolenida, Sycettidae. Gene Ontology annotation, cellular component: cytoplasm; membrane. The record is from RefSeq and is a predicted model, not a curated record. The coding region runs from base 149 to 3592 and encodes 1147 amino acids. Gene Ontology annotation, biological process: phosphatidylinositol dephosphorylation; regulation of autophagy. The transcript is spliced from 18 exons. Gene Ontology annotation, molecular function: phosphatidylinositol-3,5-bisphosphate 3-phosphatase activity; protein phosphatase binding; metal ion binding.
AGAGACGCGUUGAUGUGUGUGGUUUGAAGUUUUUUUGUUUUGUAAACAGCUAGACAGCUUCGUUCUUCAAAUUUUGCUAUUGCUGCAUGAGGACAGUAUCUGCACUCCUCCAAAGCUGCUGAAGCUGUGAGGAGAGCGGGCGAGUACAAUGGCGGAUUUACCUACUUCUAUACAGUUCGAUCAGGAAGCCGUGGUACUGCGCAAGAGUGAGCUGUUCCCAAAGAAAAAUUGCAUUCAUGAUGAUGAGCCUGUGGAGAACAUCACACCGCCAAUGCAUGGGGAGAGCUUUCUCUUCUGCGGCCGGUGUGGAAAGGACAACAGCCAAGUUAUCCUGCUGACAACGUACCGCCUGCUGGUGUUGCAACCGAAGCAGUGGUUUGCUAUAGCACCGGUUGGUAUUCUGCUCUCCAUAGACCAGCAUGAUAAUAGUCUCCUCGUGAAGUUCAAGGAUGGACGACACUGCAUCAUCCAGUUCUCCAGCACUGAGCGCUGUUUGCUGUGGCAGCACCGACUUUCCGCUGCCAUCCCUCCGCCUGCGAAGCUGCAAGAUCACUUUGCGUUCGCCUUCCAUGCAUGGCUGUUUGACAGCGUUGGGCAGCUAUGUCAGCAAACUCCCAACAACCUCGAGUGGUUUUACCAGGAGAUCCGGCGACUCGGCUUCUACGAUCAUCCGCUAUGGCGGACGACGGAUUGCAACAUAGAGUUUAGAGUAUGCCCAACGUAUCCGCAGCUGUCGAUUGUGCCUGCCUCCAUGAAGGAAGAUAAUGUCCGGACGGCAGCCAAGUUCCGUAUUUUGUCACGCUUUCCGGCCGUCGUGUGGAGGCAUGCUAGUAAUGGUGCUGUACUGGCACGAUGCUCUCAGCCGCUCAUCGGCUUGCUAGGGUACCAGAGAUGCGGCGAGGAUGAGAAGAUGAUCGAGGGAAUAGCAAAGGCUGUUGUUCUAGAUCGGGCAUUGGCCAACAAGGUUAUCACGAAAGAGGAAGCGGUUAGAUGUGUUAACGAAAGUUCCUGCAAGCUCAAAACUCUGUUAGGUGAAGAGAAGGCAACACGGAUUGAUAUGCCAUCAUUGCUUGUCGUCGACAUGAGGACCUAUGCUGCUGCCAUGGCCAAUAGAAGCAAGGGCGGUGGCACGGAAAGCAAAGACUACUACCCAUGCAUAGAGCCCGUGUUUCACAAGAUUCCCAAUAUCCAUUCGGUGCUGCAAAGCUAUGAGGCAAUGUCAACUCUCUGCCAGACUCAGUCAACCAACUCUCAAAGCUGGAUGAGCCAGUUGGAGAGCACCCAGUGGCUACACUUCCUGUCCGCUCUGUUAGAGUCUGCCGUGCACAUUGCUCACACACUGUGUGUGGAUGCUCGGCCAGUGCUUGUGCACUGCUCCGAUGGCUGGGACCGCACGGCGCAGGCCACGUCGCUCUCACAGCUGCUUGUCGACCCAUUCUAUCGCACGUUUGAGGGGUUCACAACUCUCAUCAAGAGAGAAUGGCUAGGUUUUGGACACAAGUUUGCAGAUCGCUGCGGUCACUCGACCCAUGCCGAGCCUAGCCCAGUGUUCGUGCAGUGGCUUGAUGCAGUUCACCAGGUGAUGCAUCAGUUCCCGCUGGCCUUUGAGUACAAUGAGAACUUCCUGGUCAAACUUGCUGAGCAUGUGUACAGCCGUCUGUUUAGCAACUUCCUGUGCAACUGUGAGAAGGAUCGCAUUGCGAAUGCCCUGAAGGCAAAGACGCUGGAUGUAUUCAUGGUGCUGAGCAAGGAUCGCAAAGACUUCGUCAACUAUUUGUACGACAGGGACCACCACGCGCUCCUAGUGCCUGGAUUUGGUGUACAACACAUGGUCCUGUGGAAGCGCAUGUAUCUGCGUCCUGUUCGUAAUAUCAUGCCCGGUGGAUCUGACGCGAGAGAAGGACCGAGAGUGCAGCCGACCUCGUCAGCAGUAGCCUUCCCCAGCUAUGAGAUAGAGAGUUCGUAUGAUGCUUCCCUGCGCUUGUCACUGGCUCCCGGCGCAGUGCCUGAACGAGGAUCAUUGCUGGAGUGUCUGCAGACACAGCAGCGCAACAUCAACCAAGAGCUUCAGCGGCACGGAGCAGAACCACGGCGUACACACAGCACUCCUCCCGCGGACCGCGGCCACUACUCCCAGCUAUCUAAGGCAAGCCCCAUAUCGGCCUCUGACGAUCGGAUCUCGUCCAAGAUGUCGGCAUCACCAGCUCAGAGCAUCCCCACCACGGGUAGCCAGCGCACCUCCGGCAAGACAAUCCGGCGCGUCAGCUCCAGCGACGGCCUGUGCGGUUCGUACGAGUAUCUCAGCUGGUCGUCACCGAAGACAAGCAAGCUACACUCGCACACAGACUACCACCCACCACCUAUCACCGCUGCACAGGCUGCUGCACAGGCUGCUGCUACUGCCGCUGCUGCAGGUUCUGUUAGCAGUGGCAGUGCAGCGGCGGCAGCUAACGGCUUUCACGUGGCCUCGGCGAAAGUAGUGACCACGCCGCAGCGUCGACGAGCGGCAGAGCAGCUAGCGGACGUGCAAGUGGUGCAGGAGGCGCUUUCUGGUGAUGCGAGCAGUCUGGAGCUAUCCCCGACACUGGCCCAGGAGCCUGCUCAGUCUGUGAUGACAUCCAGUAACGAAGAGGUCACUACGCCUCGCAACGAGCUGUCGACAUCGACCGAGUGCGUCAGCCCUUCUUCUUCAUCGCCAGUAACCGUGUGUGCUACCAGCCAUGCCACAUGCAUUCCCGUUGGCAGACGCUCGUCACCUUCUCCCGAGGAGUCUGAACGCGAACGGUGGCCCAUGUCGUUACCGGAAUUGCGGGAAACGGACCAGGAACUCACCGCAGCAUCUUCCGAUGUCCCUGAUGGCAAGAAGGAUGGUGCUAGCUUGCGCCAACGGUGUGGCCAAGAAGCCCGUGCUAAGCCAGAGGACGAUUCCGGCUGUCCUUCGUCACCCUCAUCUCCUACAUCCAGUAACCUGGAGUCUACAGUAGUAGAAGGAGAGUAUGCGCAAGCUGACUGGCUGGUACCACAGUUCAUGCUGGAUGUGGACGGGCUGCCGAUGCUGCAGGACCCGGUACAGGCAUUGCUACAGCGCAACGAGCAGCAACACGAGGCUGAGCUAAGCGGCCUGGAGGCUAAGAUCGAGCACCUCAACCACGUGUUAAGACAAGCCACUGCCCAGUGUUUGUCUGACGAACAGCACCGAGAUUUAUCUGCGGCGCUUGCCGACGAUAUGGAAAGGAAAAGCUCCGUCUCGAGUGACAAGAGUGACAUGUCGAGUACCGCCAGCAGUGUUGCACAUUCCUGGGAGGCUGUGGACAGCAACGAAGGACAGCCGAUACGCUGGGUGCCUGACCAUGCUGCUAAGGAGUGCAUGGGUUGUGGAUCAAUGUUCUGGGGACUGCUUAUACGCAGGCACCACUGCCGAAACUGCGGCGGUGUGUUCUGCUACAGCUGCUCAUGCUACAGUGUGCCAGUGCCAAGCGAGCAGCUGUCCAACCCUGUACGUGUGUGCCGCACCUGCUAUGACAAGCUGGACGGACCACGCUAUGAGCGCCAGAUAGAGCUACAGCAUCAGCUACUCGCCGCCAGUAGUUAAGACGUGAUGUGUUUGCGCCGUGUGUACUUGUUAGUUCAAUCGUCGUGACGAUGACGAAAAUAUUGCUGAACUCCCUUUCUCGCACACACUCUCACUCCCACUCGCACACACUCUCACUCCCACUCGCACACGGCAUGCACCGUGACUUCACGUACAUCCGCCGAAAGCAUUACCGCGGGCACAGCAUGAAAUUAGGACUGUGUACAUUCCACAAACAAGCUCUUUUGGGGGGUGAUUUCCCCGAAGAAAACCUGGCCGUGCUAUAAUAUGUUGCCUGCUUGUGAGUACUUCAAAGUAUUAUUUUUACUAGGUAUAUCGUGUGUGCUGUAUUGUUAGAUAGACUGUAUGCAGGACUUGGCUUGCCCCUGUACACGCCCUACAGGCCGUACACGCCCUACAGGCCGCAGAGCUUUGCCCGUUUGCGUACAUCAUAGUACAUUCACGCUGCAGGCGGGCAGUUGUACAUACCUUGGCUGACGAUCGAUGAACGAUCGUGUCUAGGAUGUCUCUAUUUUCUGCGUCUUGCGUUUCAUGUGCAGCACGUUUGCAUGGUUCUUUUAGUGUAGCUCAUCCUGUAGUUGCGUUCGUCCCUUUGUAUUUCUGCACUGGUCGUCGCGCACACAGUAGCAUAUCUAACCAUACGUCAUCACUGCUAAUCUUCACAGUAGCAUAUCUAACCAUACUUUAUCACUGCUAAUCUUCACGUAUUGUCUAGGUAACUGGCGUUUUAAGACCCCCCACACACUCUUGCUUCCUCCCUCUGCAAUAUAUAUAUAUUAUAUAUAUUUCGCCUUCAUCUAAAUUCAUUCCGACGUCUUCUGUGGCGGUCUUGUCAGGACCUUGCACUUAUACGCCCCGGUACCUUCAAGGAUACUGCUUCUGUUCAUCACAUCGUCAUCAGCGUCUACCGCAAUUGUCACCAAAGAUCUCCUCGUGUUUACCGGCGACUGUUUUAUUCAUUUCCUGCCUCAGUCUCCAGUUGAUGUUUAUAGUGGCGUCUUGUCACUGUCUUGCAUGCACAUGAGUACAGCAUGUAUAACGGUUUUUUUGUUUUGUUAUUUUCCCCCAUACAAACUUUUAUUAUAGCCUCUGCUGCUCAUGAUUGAUUUUUUUAGACGCCCAUUUGCUACGAGCAAUAUCUGCUGGUCGCUUAGUAUCUUUCGAGGUGUUAUCCUUGGAAGUUUAUUUUUAUUUUUAAAAGUUUUUUUCUGUCGUCAGUCUGCCGGUUUUCAUUCAGCAGUUUUGCUUCGACCAGUGAGUUUAAGGGAAACCGAUUGCAAUCGCGGUGAUUUCA